CUCCUUCGUACUCGAACAGAUUAGCUUUUACCUCUCCCUACCUUUAAUUUUUCUUUUCUGAUCUUUUCUUUCUGUGUCUGAAUAAAUGCAAAAUCUGUCAAAAGCAAACAAAGCCGUUUAUCGAUGUACUUCUUACUCUCUGUUACUGCCAUUGCUUAAUUACUGAACGUACUUUUGUGUGCUCUUCAGCCAACUUUAAGCUCUAAAAAAUUGAUUACAUCGAAAAGGAAAUAAAAAAGUAGAAAUGCUAGAAACUGUGAAGUACCUGAUCGGCUCAACAGGAGCCAGCGGUUUUGGCUCUAAGUCUACUGCUGAGCAAGUUACCGAGACUUGCCCUGAUCUCGGCUCCAUUACCGCUAUCGUCACAGGUGCGACAUCGGGGAUCGGAGCUGAGACGGCUAGAGUGUUGGCUAAGCGAGGAGCUAGGUUGGUGCUUCCAGCUCGGAACCUUAAAGCUGCUGAGGAUGCUAAGGCUAUGAUUUUAUCAGAGUUCCCUGACUCGGAGAUCAUUGCCAUGGCUCUUGAUCUUAGUUCUCUCAUUUCUGUACGAAAUUUUGUGUCGGAGUUCGAGUCACUUGACUUGCCUCUCAAUCUCCUCAUAAACAACGCCGGCAAGUUUGCGCAUGAACAUGCAAUAUCCGAGGAUGGAAUCGAGAUGACAUUUGCCACUAAUUAUCUUGGUCAUUUUUUGUUGACGAAACUGUUGCUAAACAAGAUGAUCAAAACGGCAAAACAAAAGGGCGUUCAAGGAAGAAUCGUGAAUGUGUCGUCAAGUAUUCACUGCUGGUUUUCUGGCGAUAUGAUCGGGUGUCUAGGCCAGAUAUCGAGAAGCAAAAGUCAAUACGAUGCGACACGUGCUUAUGCUCUCUCGAAGCUCGCUAAUGUUUUGCAUACCAAGGAGCUUGCUCAGAGACUGAAGCAAGUGUCCAACGUGACGGUGAACUGUGUUCAUCCAGGGAUUGUUAGAACCCGUCUCACCAGGGAACGUGAGGGCUUGAUCACAGAUCUGGCUUUCCUUUUAGCUUCCAAGCUCCUGAAGACAAUCCCUCAGGCAGCUGCUACGACUUGUUACGUUGCAACGCAUCCAAGGUUAGUAAAUAUAAGUGGGAAAUACUUUGCAGACUGCAACGAAGCAUGGACGUCGAAACUGGGGUCUAAUUCGAACGAAGCUGCAAGGCUAUGGGCUGCCUCUGAAAUCAUGGUUUCCAGACACGCUGAAGCAGUUUUUGAUCCGGUUAAUGUCUUUGAUUAUCACGAUAUGUAG
This is a messenger RNA of Durio zibethinus, 1264 nucleotides long. RefSeq names its product short-chain dehydrogenase TIC 32 A, chloroplastic-like. The record is from RefSeq and is a predicted model, not a curated record. Lineage: Eukaryota; Viridiplantae; Streptophyta; Magnoliopsida; Malvales; Malvaceae.